AUGGCGGUGUCGGGAUCGGAGUCAGGGACGUCCGAAGGAAAGUUGAGUAUUAGUUCAGGGACAUCAAGCCACAAUUCGUUUUCUUCCUCCUCUUCACCCUCCACAGAGGGAGGAAUACAAGCGGAUGAGCCAGCAGCGGAGACUGGCACGAGCAGUAAGAGCUCAGCUGCAGGUGUCAGCCCGGCGGCCGAUUGCACAAAUGGGCUGGAAGCAGAAUAUGCUUUACGGCGUAUAAGCGUCGGGUCACACAAGAAAAUAGAUGCAGGCGAAGCGGAGAUGCACGGCAAAGGCGAGAACCAAGUUGGAGGAAGUAAUCAGCUUUUGAAAGAUUCACCAUGUGUGCAUGUCAGUAGGAGGGCAGAAGAACCAAAAGUGCAGGGGGGACAACCGCGUGGACGGAGAGAAAAGCAACAGGGCCCCACCAAUGAAAACACGAACUCUGGCCCCGGGUCAGCCGACGCUGCAUCGCGGCUACGGUUCCUUGAAGAAAUGUUGCUUCACAUGACCGCUCUAAACAAGGAGCUAGAAAUGGAUCUCACGAAAACGAAGAAGGAGCUUCGGGAAUACAAACAAGCCUUUCAACGGUCGCACUCUCGUACAGCUUACGAAACACCUACUCAGUCAGUGAAUGCACGAAACGUUGACUCGGAGUGGGGGGAGAUACGCAGCAGGGAUGCAUUGUAUCCGGUGGCACGCACGAGGGAGGCGCAGCGACGGCAAUGUCAUGUGGAUCCGCAUUCGGACAUUAGGGGCAGUCGGGCCGCAUCGUCAAGACCAUCUGCCCACCGCCGGGCGGGGGCUGACGGGCGCUUAGAGAAAAGGAUUUCAUCUAGUGCAUUUGGUACGUGCCCACCGAAGGGAGUAGGAUCAACUCGGGUUACCAAAGAAGCAGUUUCUGGUCGGGAACUGAGUCGUGGUAGGAGUGGGGCUGUAAAUGGCUUGCUUCGUCACCCCUCCGCACAACGGAGGUACUCCACGGCUCCGACAGUUGAGGCCCGACCAUCAGGAGUGAUGUCACGCGGGGAACAUUCGCGGCAGUGCGGCCAAGUUCGCGACUACUCUCAAGAUUGCAGAGAUGCCCAUGGUAGGAAGUCCGAGCCGCGCCGCGAGAACUCUGGGCCCUGCGCGGGUCGCCGAAAAAGCAGGUCACCACAACCAAUCCAAAGGGAUCCUUCGAAUCACAGAAAAGCUCCGCGGAGGAGCCCAGGAUCCGCUCCACAACCACCAUCAGGCACUCAGACAGUAAAACUGCGGGGAGCGAGGCCCACAGGGUCAGUGGCAGGACCCUGCAGUAGAAGCAGGUCGGCACCGAAGCAGAGCACCGAAGUUGUUAGCAUACCGGCGCCUUUGCCAAGGAAUCAUAGAAACGCAUCAGCGACGGCUACAGUUGCACCAGGUCGAGGUCGGUCGUCCAGGAACUUUUCCCAUGCAGUAGCAACGGCAGGUAAACCGACCAGCAAGCACGCGGCCAGUGGUAGAGCCGUUCCCCGUUCUGUGGAAAGCACUCUAACUCAGACUCAGACCGUAACUCCUGCCCCAGAAGGUAAUAUAGAGGAUGUAGCGGCGCUUCAGCGGCGGUAUUGGCAGCAAUCACGAGACAUCUUAGAGCAGCUUAACCGGUUGCUGGAAGAAGAUUAA
Messenger RNA from Trypanosoma brucei brucei TREU927, 1638 nucleotides. RefSeq lists its product as hypothetical. NCBI's taxonomy places the organism in Eukaryota, Euglenozoa, Kinetoplastea, Trypanosomatida, Trypanosomatidae. The record is from RefSeq and is a predicted model, not a curated record. The transcript has a single exon. The coding region runs from base 1 to 1638 and encodes 545 amino acids.